AUGGGACAACUGAUCGCCAAGUUGAAGGGCAUCUUCGGGAACCAGGAGCACAAAGUUAUCAUCGUGGGACUGGACAAUGCCGCAAAGACCACCAUUCUCUACCAGUUCCUGAUGAAUGAGGUGGUCCACACAUCUCCCACCAUCGGUAGCAACGUGGAGGAGCUCGUUCUGCGAAAGACACACUUCCUCGUGUGGGACAUAGGGGGACUGGAGGCUCUGCGCUCUACCUGGAAUGCAUAUUGCUCCAACCCCGAGCUCAUCAUCCUUGUGAUUGACAGCACCGACCGGGACCGGCUGCCGACCACUCGGGAGGAGCUGUAUAAGAUGCUGGCCCAUGAGGCUCUUCGAGAUGCUUAUGUCCUGAUCUUUGCCAACAAGCAGGUUAUGAACAACUCCAUAACCACUGUGGAGAUCUCUCAGUUCCUCACUCUGAGCGCCAUCAAAGACCACCCGUGGCACAUCCAGGGCUGCUGUGCCCUCACCGGGGAAGGGCUGCCCACGGGGCUCCAGUGGAUGCAAUCUCAGGCCACUGCCAACUGA
Messenger RNA from Neomonachus schauinslandi (Hawaiian monk seal), 540 nucleotides. RefSeq names its product ADP ribosylation factor like GTPase 5C (gene ARL5C). The record is from RefSeq and is a predicted model, not a curated record. Lineage: Eukaryota; Metazoa; Chordata; Mammalia; Carnivora; Phocidae. Gene Ontology annotation, cellular component: cytoplasm; trans-Golgi network. Gene Ontology annotation, biological process: protein localization to Golgi membrane; intracellular protein transport; vesicle-mediated transport. Gene Ontology annotation, molecular function: GTPase activity; GTP binding. The transcript is spliced from 6 exons. Bases 1 to 540 code for a protein of 179 amino acids.